Drosophila serrata is the source of this 692-nucleotide messenger RNA. RefSeq lists its product as uncharacterized. Gene Ontology annotation, cellular component: anaphase-promoting complex. Lineage: Eukaryota; Metazoa; Arthropoda; Insecta; Diptera; Drosophilidae. The record is from RefSeq and is a predicted model, not a curated record. Gene Ontology annotation, biological process: anaphase-promoting complex-dependent catabolic process.
CGCGCCAUUUUCCGCAUUUUUUCUUCGCAGUCGGCACGAAAUUUUGGUUGGAGCUGAAAAAAAUGUUAAAACGCGACUUGCAGAGCAUCACGCUCAAGUUAUCCGAUCUCAAGGAGUACGAGGUGGCUCGACUGAAGAACAAGUACAAGCCGCCACCUCCCCGAUUGUCCCAGGAGGUCAUCGUUAGCGAUGACGCCUCCACCUCAGGAACGGCAAGUUGCAGCUGCCCAACGGGCUCGGGAUCGGGCUCGGGCUCGGGCUCAGGUACAGCCUCGGGAUCGGGAUCAGGAUCAGGAUCAGGUUCCGGAACAGGCAUUCGAUCGGAGACACCUUCUUCCGCUUCGUAUACCACUUCCACGACGCCGACGCCGGCUACCCAGGAAGAUCUACUCGAGCGAGCGGGCAGACCCUCGUCUGCGGUCACGGCCACCACCACAACCACGGGCACAACCGGCUCUGGCUCCACGGACGAUGUGAGUGUGGCCGCAGUGGUCGAUGAUACGGACACCAUAGAUGAGAUUAGCGACGACAACUGGGUGGACCUGAAUGCGGACACCAACGAUACGAAUGAUACGCUUGAUACUCUCGACACCAACGAGGAGGAUGGCGCCAGAGGAGGCAUCUAAGGAGCAAAACUGGGAGCAGGUUGUUCUUCGGGUUCGACCCCAUCAGACGUGGAAUUGAAGCUGGCA